Molecule: messenger RNA, 1350 nt
Organism: Lactuca virosa
Lineage: Eukaryota; Viridiplantae; Streptophyta; Magnoliopsida; Asterales; Asteraceae
Source: the annotation of a GenBank genome assembly
CUCUAUGUAAUGUUAACCCAUACCCGUCUGUUGUUCACCGUUUCUUUCUGUUCGCCUUGGGGUAGUGCUUGAUUACAAAAGCAAAAUUCGCACAAAAAAAUGCAAAUGCUCUGUAGAUCACUAGUACCUUCUGCCAUGGCUGCUCUCCCUUCUUCCGAGAAUCUACGAGAGGGGAAAAGAUGAAAGGAGAAAGUAAUCAUAUAGAAAAGCUAGGGGAAAGUUCAGGAAGAAUUUGUCAAAACUGGAAAAAAGCUGAAUCAACCAACUUAGGAACUAUGCCUCUUCAGGAUAAUGUUUGGGAAAAGAAGGCGAGAAGAAUGGUCUGUGUAUGGCCAGGUAUAAGGCAACUAUGCCUUAGGAAAAACCUUAUGUAUGGGUUUAUGCAGCUCUUUUCAUUUCCAUUCAAAACAUUGAGAGGCGUGAGUCGAUCUCUUGGUGUUUCUCAUUUGUGUAGCAUUUCCAACAUGUCUACAUCAUUGCAAAUUGAAUUAGUACCAUGUCUGAAGGACAAUUAUGCAUAUCUUUUGCAUGAUUUAGAUACUGGAACAGUUGGAGUUGUUGAUCCUUCAGAAUCUCUACCAAUAAUUGAUGCCUUGAGCAAGAACAAUCGAAAUCUCACCUACAUUUUAAAUACUCACCAUCAUUAUGAUCACACUGGUGGGAAUAUGGAUUUGAAAGCGAGGUAUGGGGCAAAGGUAAUUGGAUCCAAUAUAGACAAGGAUAGAAUACCUGGAAUUGAUAUCAGCUUGAAUGAUGGUGACACAUGGAUGUUUGCUGGACAUGAGGUGCAUGUGAUUGCAACCCCGGGCCACACCAAAGGCCAUAUUAGCUUCUAUUUUCCAGCCUCUCGUGUAAUUUUCACUGGAGACACUUUAUUCAGCUUAUCAUGUGGCAAACUAUUCGAAGGAACACCUGAACAGAUGCAUUCGUCCCUAGAAAAGCUAACAUUGUUGCCAGAAGACACAAAUAUAUACUUUGGUCAUGAAUAUACAUUGAGUAAUUCAAAGUUUGCAUUAGCUGUUGAGCCUGGGAAUUUGGAGCUACAAUCAUAUGCAGCCAACAUAGCCAAUCUCAGGAAAAAACACUUGCCCACGGUUCCAACCACCUUAAAGAAGGAAAAGCUAUGUAAUCCUUUCUUGCGUACUUCAAGUCAAGCAAUACGCAGCGCGUUGAAAAUUCCAGUGGAUGCAACUGAUGCAGAGGCCUUGGGAGUCAUCCGAGAAGCCAAGGAUAAUUUCUAAAUAAAUUCCCAUAAUCAUAAUACCCUUUUCUCUACUGUCAUGCACAUAACAAAUUAGGUCUAGCAUUUUGGAAUUUGUGUUAGCAACUAUACACUAAACUUAGUGUUUG